This is a messenger RNA of Bombyx mori (domestic silkworm), 2493 nucleotides long. RefSeq names its product TWiK family of potassium channels protein 18. The record is from RefSeq and is a predicted model, not a curated record. NCBI's taxonomy places the organism in Eukaryota, Metazoa, Arthropoda, Insecta, Lepidoptera, Bombycidae. Gene Ontology annotation, biological process: stabilization of membrane potential; potassium ion transmembrane transport. The transcript has a single exon. Gene Ontology annotation, cellular component: plasma membrane. Bases 1347 to 2414 code for a protein of 355 amino acids. Gene Ontology annotation, molecular function: outward rectifier potassium channel activity; potassium ion leak channel activity.
AAGGUAUUAUAAUACAAUUUUUUAAAAACACUAUAAAAAUAAAUUGCCGCUGAUGGCAAUUAUUACUAUAAUUAUUAUUUUGUAAGGUUUUUAAUUUUAGGUUCAUUGUUAGUUUGUUUCAUAAUUUAUUAAUGUACUAUUCCACUUUGUCAUUAUUUCAAUUAGUCUACUACUUUCAUUAUUUUUCAAUGUAUUGUACGAUGCACCGGAAACUAUAACCUAUCAAUUGUCAAUUAAAAUACCACGUUAUUCUGAUAUACAACAUAUUGAGCUCGUUUUAGCUUUACAACCUUUUUCCCAUAACCGAGAUAACAAUAUAUUUUAUUUUCAUUACGUAAUGUAGCUAACAAAACUAGCGAAAGUGGUGAAUGUUUUAAAAUUCUCUAAUUUUUUAUUAUGAUUUUCUAAGAAAUGGUCUACAAACACUUAAGGUUAAGUGCUCGUAAGAAUGAUGCAUGGUCAAGGUCAAAAUCCUAAGCAAAACAUUUUAAUUCAUUCAACUAUCGACUGUAACACGUAGGUCGUAGAACAUAACUUCAAUAUUCAUAAAAAUGUAACGUGAAAGAACUCCACACGCAGUUGCAUGCACUCGCUCCAUCUCACUCCCUCGUAUUAGCGCCAUAUUUCGCCUUAUCUCUUUACGUGGACUCGUGUCGCUUCGGGACUCAUUCGGGUGGACUCGCCGCGCCACGCCUCCGCGCCGCGCGAUACCUAUGCUCUAAUCAUGUCCGCAUGUCCGUCAUGUUCAACGCGUUCGUAGUUCCUGCAUAACAGUACACUUGGAAUGGAAAUGGAACUGUCUGAACAUGUUAAUUUUGACAACUCGGAUUGAAUGAUAUAGUUCCAUAUGAGGACAUAGUUCCAGGAACUAUUUCUGUCCGGAACUACGCAUGUCUAUAAUACAUACUUUAUACAUAAAUAAACAUAAAUAUUUCAUAAUAGUCAGAUUUCAUAAAUAAAUAAAUGCCAUGAAACAAAUUACAAUGAAAAAUUGACUGUAAGUAUGGAAUAUUUUUAAAAUUUUAUUAGGUUUUUUGAACUUGUUGCUAUUACUGUUCUUUAAACUAGACCUAUUUUGUUUAAUAAUUGUACGGACGACAGCGACGAAGUCAUUGACAUAGUAUAUUUAAAUCGACGGAAGAAGUAAAUAGAUUAAAUAACAUUUUGUAAAAAAAAUGCGUGUCUGAGUUUAUAUUUUCGAAGUGUAAUGUUUUGUAAAUGGUUUUGUAAUCAUACUUCAAAAACAUAGUAUCUGGCAUAAUGCCAACCGGUGCUGGAAAUAGAAUGAAUGACGCGCCUACUACACUAGAUUCCAGUCAUAAUCCACAUUAGUUUAUUAAUUUGCAAUGGAUAGACAACCUGUCAAUGCGAGUUACCAUGGUUCAAUGAGGAGCCGGGACUCGUCGUCAACCGGAAGCGAUGCAAGAGAGAAAAUCAAAGAUUGCUUCAGGAAAUUCGUAGCGUUCAUGUUCACGCAAGUGGGUGUUGGUGCUUUGGUUGUAUGCUAUGCCAUACUCGGCGCUGCUAGCUUCAUGCAUAUCGAAAAGGACAACCCUGAUGAGCAACUCCAACACGUACGAAAGUGGAGACAAAGUUGUGCCGAAGAACUCUGGAACAUAACAGUGGCAAACAACAUUUUUAAUGAGACUUCGUGGGUGUUAAAAGUGGACAAAGUUCUAAAAGUAUUUCAAAACAAUAUUACAGCAGCAGUGCACACAGGCUACAAUGGACGUUCCCCUGAGGAUAUAUGGUCCUUUCCGGCAGCUCUUAUGUAUUCGUUAUCUGUAUUUACAAUGAUUGGAUAUGGAAACAUCAUACCUAAAACAAUAUGGGGCAAAAUAGUGACCAUAGCUUAUGCAUGCUUUGGUAUACCUAUUUACAUUCUGUAUUUUUGUAACAUGGGUAAAGUAUUAGCUCAAACAUUUAAAUGGUUGUACAUAACAGCUCACGAGUGUAGCCGGAGAGAUGAUGCAGUAUUCGAAGAGGGUGAGAUUAUACCUGUCAAAAGGAAGAUAACUGUACCGUCAACAGCGUGUCUUUGGGUCAUAUCAUUUUACAUUUUAACAGGCACCAUCAUGUUCGGAGCCUGGGAGAAAUGGAACUAUUUAGAUUCAACUUAUUUCUGCGUGAUAAGUUUAUGCAAAAUUGGUUUUGGUGACUUUGUACCUGGUGCCAACAUAUCAGAUUCAGCUGGCGGGUCACACUUAAAGCUGGUUAUAAAUUUUAUCUAUGUGCUCCUUGGGAUGGGUUUGGUGGCGAUGUGCUAUAAUCUUAUGUGUGAGGAUGUGAGAGUUAAAGUUAGAGAAUUAAAAGAAGACCUUAAAAAUUGUCUUGACGAUAUUACCCUGAAGAUAACAGUGUGCAUGAAUGACACGAAACAUUUCCAUCAAAAACAAUCGAGACACGUUAAGUGAAUCAUUAUAUCUUUAAAACUUAUUAUAAUAUUUAUUUGUUCUUGUAUUGAAUAAUUGUUUUAAUAAAUCAUGGAACAGU